GAAAUCCGUGCAUGGGUCAAUGUUUCUCAAGAUUAUGAUAAGACUAUGAAAAGGAAUUUGUUGACUCGUAUUUAGGAAUUAGCUCCCUCAACAAAACAUGGAGAUUACGAGAUGAGUAGUGAAGAUAAAUUGGGAGAAGACACGCACAAAUGCUUGAAGGGUAAGAAAUAUCUCAUUGUCAUGGAUGACAUAUGGGGUAUUGAAGCCUGGAAUGAUAUCCAAAGAUCACUCCCUAGGGAAUGUAAUGGCAGUAAAGUGUUGUUCACUAGUCGACUACUUGUUGAACCUAAUAGCAUCCACUGCGUCCCACACUGUUUGGCUCCCUUACCAAAAAGUUGUAGUUGGGAGUUGUUACAAAAGAAGGUAUUCGGGAAAAAAUGUUGCCCACCGGAGUUGGUUGGCAUCGGUGAGCAUAUAGCAGAAAAAUGUAAAGGACUACCCCUCGCAAUUGUUGCAAUAGCUGGCAUUCUGGCAGUGGAAGACAAGACACUCGACGUGUGGGAGGGAGUUUCCAAACGUUUAAGUUCGAUCAUUGGCAAAAAUCAGGACGGUUGCAUGAAGAUACUAGAACUUAGUUACAAUCACCUGCCUCUUCAUUUAAAAGCGUGUUUCAUUUAUAUUGGAGGAUUCCCCGAAGAUUCUGAAAUCCUCGUACGUGAGUUAAUAUGGUUAUGGAUCGCGGAGGGAUUUAUUCAGCAAAGCGAGGGGGAUAAAAGCUUGGAGGAUGUAGCGAAAGAUUACUUAAGCAGUCUUAUUGAUAGAAGUCUCAUUAUGGUAGCUAGGAAAAGGUCCUUGGGAGGAAUUAAAUCAUGUCGUAUCCAUGAUCUUCUACGUGAAUUAUGCUUGAAAAAAGCUGAGGAGGAUAAUUUUCUCGUGCAAAUUUACGGGGAUGAUACUUUUUCACCUUCUGCUGCAAAGCAUCAUCGCCUCUUCAUUGGCUGCCAGUUCUUUCGUGAGGUUUCCUUAAGGCCUUGUACUCGAAACCUUCGUUCUUUUCUUUGCCUCAACUUGCAAAACUCCAAUCAUUUACCAUUUGAAACAAAUCUAAGAUUUUUUGUUAAAAACUUUGAACUUCUUAGGGUGUUGUGUUUUAUCUCCACUGAAUGCCGAGGAUAUAUAGGAAGAGGAGAUCUAAUUCAUUUGAGAUACUUGGCACUUCAGUUACCAAAGGACACAUCGGACUUUGCAUCGCCAUUUUCCUACCUCUUCAACCUAGAAACCCUUAUCCUCCGAGCUCAGUGGACUCACUCUUAUUGGAAAACUAUUCCGUUGCCUCGCGAUAUAUUUAAGAUGGUUAAGUUGAGGCAUCUAUAUGCUAAAAGAGGGGCAUUCACAUAUCAUCUUAGCUGUCGUUUUACUGACUUAGAAGUUGGAAUUGGUUUGGAGUACCCUUCGUCCAAGUUGGAUAGCCUACAAACCUUGCAUCCAAUAUGUCCUUGUAAUGAGUGCCGAAAUUUCUUGGUAAGGACUCCCAAUCUUAGGAAGCUAGGUGUUUGUGGAGAUCUAAUAUCCGACGAUUUUGUUUUGAUGCUCCCCGACCUAGAGUUCUUGAAAUGCCUUGAGACACUCAGUUUUACCCACUGCGGCUUUCGGAACGGGGCAAUUACUACCCUUUCGCCAGUGCUGAAGUUUCCUCCGACUGUUACGCGGCUAACUUUGGAGAAUACGUCCUUAAAAUGGGAGGAGCUAUCAAUCCUCCAAACCUUGCCGAGCCUUGAGGUUCUCAAAUUAUCAACGUGGGCCUGUCGGGGACAAAUUUGGAACACAAGUGAACUUGAGGAGGGGUUCUCUCAACUCAAGUACUUGAGGUUACAUGGUCUAGAAAUUGAAGAAUGGAAUGCUUCCGAAGAUCAAUUUCCGAGUCUUGAGGUCUUAGUGGUUAAAUAUUGUUCAAAUCUGAAGCGGAUCCCGAUUGAUUUUGCUAAUCUGAACGUACUUCGUGAAAUUGAGGUAGUGUUGAGCAGUCGCUUUGCAGAGGAAUCAGCCAAGGAGAUCCAGGAAGAGCGAAGAAAUACAAGAGGAGAUGAUGAUUGCAUAAAUCUCUUGGCCUCGUCUAAUUAUUAAUUGGAA
Rhododendron vialii is the source of this 2070-nucleotide messenger RNA. RefSeq names its product putative late blight resistance protein homolog R1B-14. NCBI's taxonomy places the organism in Eukaryota, Viridiplantae, Streptophyta, Magnoliopsida, Ericales, Ericaceae. Gene Ontology annotation, biological process: defense response to other organism. The transcript is spliced from 2 exons. Gene Ontology annotation, molecular function: ADP binding. The coding region runs from base 112 to 2064 and encodes 650 amino acids. The record is from RefSeq and is a predicted model, not a curated record.